Macrobrachium nipponense is the source of this 798-nucleotide messenger RNA. RefSeq lists its product as uncharacterized. The transcript has 2 exons. The coding region runs from base 1 to 798 and encodes 265 amino acids. Lineage: Eukaryota; Metazoa; Arthropoda; Malacostraca; Decapoda; Palaemonidae. The record is from RefSeq and is a predicted model, not a curated record.
AUGGCGCACGCUACACUGUGCUGGAACCAGGCGCUACCCAUCAAGUCUCUCCUACCCUCCCAAUCCCCUGCCUACCCCACACCUAACGGGACCGAACAAACAGCUUUAGAGGAGGAGGGUGGAAGUAUCCCCAGCCCUCCUGACCCUCGACCCCGUCCCCACCUGGGUCGUAGAAACAGUUUGCUGGAGGAGGGUGGUUGUGUCAUGUCUCUCUACCCUCCCGAUCCUCUACCUACCCAGCCCCCACACACGACAGACAAACGGGUUUGCAUGAGGAGGGUGGAGGUGUCAUGUCUCCCCUACCCUUCAAAUUCCCUACCUACCCGGUCCCCACACCCGACGGACAAACAGGUUUGCAUGAGGCGGGUGGAUGUGUCAUGCCUCCCUACCCUCCUGAUCCCCAACAGGGCCGGACAAACUGGUUUGCAGGAAGAAGGUGGGUGUGCCAUGUCUUCCCUACCCUACAAAUACCCUAUCUACCCCGCCCCCACCCGGGCUGUACUCCCCUACCGUCAAAAUCCCCUACCUAACCAACCCCCGCACAACCCAGGCCACACAAACAAGAAAGAUCCACAGGCAGGAAGGCAGGUAGGGACAAAGGGCUCGGCGUGUCAGGCACCAUCAACCGCCCUCACGCCAACAUUCCCGUCUUUCGCCACGCCUGACCACUCUCAUCAUCGUCGCGAGCCAAUUCACCCCCACAAAACCAUCCGACCCGACCCUCCGACCAUCCGACCGAUGGACCGACCCACGGCCGACCUCCCGACAAUGUCUGUCCGUGUGUCCUCACGCCGCUAA